This is a messenger RNA of Microbotryum saponariae, 1381 nucleotides long. NCBI's taxonomy places the organism in Eukaryota, Fungi, Basidiomycota, Microbotryomycetes, Microbotryales, Microbotryaceae. The record is from the annotation of a GenBank genome assembly.
AUGUUCUCGUUCCACUCACUCAUUCUCAACCAGUUUCUCCGCGCAGGUCCUCAGUUGCCUCCCCAUCUGGCCGCUGCUUCAUCGUCCUCGUCGUCGAGGUCAGCUGCCGGCCCUCAACUACCUCCUCAUGUCACAGCGGGCCCUUCACGACCAUCUACACAAACCGUUGGACCUAGUCUUCCCCCAUCAGCUCCCACAGCCGCUGGACCGUCUUUUCCCGCGCCGGUGCAAGAUGACGACGACUCGGACGACGACUAUGGCCCUUCGCUUCCACCCGAUCUAGCCGCCGCCCGGACGACCACCACCUCAAGUAUCGCGGCAGGUCCAUCAGCAGCUCCAGAUGCACCUACGAGGAAGAUCCUCGGACCCACGCUGCCCUCUGACUACCGCCCGUCAGCUUCGGUCUCAGGGACCGCGUCCUCCUCUGCUGCUUCUCCACCACUGCGACCGUACAAGAAGGAAACGCCCCUUUCGAACCUUUACUCGGACGAUGACGACGAUGCGUUCGGACCGAUGCCUUUACCUGCCGGCGCAUCGGGCUACUCGGAGGAGAACGAAGGUGUGCGUUUGGUGCGAGAGCGCGAAGAGAGGCAGAGGGAACGCGAGAGGGAGGCCGAGAGGAAGAAGAAUGAGAAGCCGAAACGAGUGGAGUGGAUGAUGGUCCCUCCCAAGGACCUGGACCUCAUGUCGUGUAAGAUUCAAAACUGAAUCAGAGUCUCGAGUCAGAGAGGUGCUGAUCCUCCCUAACGGUUCCGUGCCCCAACCCAGCCCUGGACCCGACCAAGCUCAAGUCACGAGGGUUCCAGCAGAUGGCCGGCAAAGGCAUGGCCCAUGGCAGUGCGGGCAAACCCAACCCCGAAGACGUGAACCUAUGGACCGAAACACCGCAAGAGAGGCAGAAACGACUCGAGGACGAGAUGAUGGGGAGGAAGCGAAAAGCCGAAAUUUCGAACGGCGGUGGAGGUGCCGGUCAGCCUGAAGAGACGGAUGAGCAGAGGAGAAAGAGGAUGAGGGACCAGCAGUUGCGUGACGAGGUCGAUCGACACAAUGUGAGUCCGGUAUUCGUAUCACGACUUGGGUUCCGUAUGUGCUGCUGUGUGGACGCGCGCAGUCCUUUGUGAGCCUGCCGAAUUAGCCGCUGAUCAUGGGAUUCCCCCUGCACUUCUGUUGAUAGAAAUCUUCACGCAAUGCGACACUGCUCGACCAACAUGCCAAGUCGUCCAGAUCCAAGGAAAAGGACGACAAGGCGCCGCCGGGGAUCUGGGACCAUGACCGGGACAUGAGCGUCGGAGGACGGUUACUGGAUGACUCGAAGCGUUCGGACAUGAUCAAGAACGCCCGGGAUCUCGGUGGACGCUUCGGAGGGGGAAGCUACUUGUAA